Molecule: messenger RNA, 3449 nt
Organism: Brachypodium distachyon (stiff brome)
Lineage: Eukaryota; Viridiplantae; Streptophyta; Magnoliopsida; Poales; Poaceae
Exons: 1
Coding region: 334-3159 (941 amino acids)
Source: RefSeq, a predicted model, not a curated record
AACAUUCGACUGAGAUAUCCGCGGGACACUCACAAAUCACUUGUGGAAGCACCCUGGUGUUGGAUUUUCGCAUGGGGAUUCUUCCAAGCAUCUUCUCCAUGCCGCGGGAAAGACCGCCGGAGUCAACGGGGUCAAUACACCGCUACUGCCUACUAGUACUCACCGUCCUCCACGGUCCUGGCGACAACGCAACAAGGCGUUCCUUCUCUCGGUGCUUCCUCAAGGCUUAACCUCGGAGACUUCGACGGCGGCCGCACGCGACGCGCUCGGGAAAGCAGCAUCGAGCUCGACGAGCCGGCCGGCGGAGAUCCAGGAAGGAAGCGGCGGACCGCGAUGGAGCUGGCCGUUGACCCCGCGCCGCGCGCUCCGGCGCCGCCUGCCGUUGACCCCGAGCAGGGAGCUCCGAAGCCGGCGGCCGUCGAUGGCGCGGCGGCGGAGGCGGAGUUCCUGUGGGAGCAGCGCAAGUACGUGCUGCUGCAGGCCACGCUGGCGGCCACGGUCACCUACGCGGCGGGGCUGAGCCCGCCGGGCGGCUUCUGGCCCGACAACGUCAAGGGAUUGCUGGCCGGCGACCCGGUGCUCCGCGUGACGUACCCGCGGCGCUACCAGGCCUUCUUCUACUGCAACGCGACGGCCUUCGUGGCGUCCCUGGUGACCGUGAACCUCCUGCUGGUCCGCUCUCUCUCCCACCGCCGCCGCUGGCUGCGCGCGCUCCAGGCCGCCAUGGUGCUCGACCAGUUCGGCCUCAUGGCCGCCUACGCCGCCGGCAGCUGCAGGGACACCGCCAUGUCCGCCUACGUCUUCGUCCUCGUCGCCCUCGUCGCCGCCUACGUCACCGCCCACGUCCUCUUCUUCAGACUCAGACCGCCGCCCCUCGCCGCUGCCGGCCAUGCCGAUGCCGAUGCCGAUGCCGAUGCCGAUGCCGCUGCCGGUGCCGCUGCCGGCGUUGACAAUGCCGCUGCCGCCACGCCGGGCACGGGGAGGAAGGACAGCGUGGACCGCGCGCGCAAGCACCUGCUAAUCUUCGCGACGCUGGCGGCGACCGUGACGUACUCGGCGGGGCUGAGCACGCCGGGCGGGUUCUGGCCGGGCAGCAGCGAGGACGGCGAACACCUGGCGGGCGACCCCUUGCUGCGCCUCCACCACCCGGACCGCUUCAUGGUCUUCUUCUACUCCAACACCACCGCCUUUGUCUCCUCGCUGGUCGUCAUCAUGCUGCUCAUGAGCAGCACGCUGUCGCGGCACGGGCUCCGCUCGAGCGCGCUCUGGGUGUGCGCCGGCGCCGCCAUGGCGGGGCUCAUGGGCGCCUUCGCCUCCGGCAGCUGCCGCAGCGUCAAGACCUCCAUAUUCGUCGUCUCCCUUGUGGCCGCCGUGCUCUUCUACAUCGGCAUCCAAAUCCUCGUCUUCCUCUGCGAGCCCGUCAAGAUCUUAAUCCACGACUUCCAAGAAGCGCUUGAAAGCUACUUGCAAUUCAGGAGAUUGGGGGAGCAGAUUCACCAACACCAGCAGCAGCAAAGCAGAGUGGCGUUCGAGCACGGCGGCGAUGGCGACACCGCCGCCUACCAGAUCCUCCGCAAGUCGCGGAUGUACCUGCUCCUGCUGGGGAUUCUCGCGGCAAGCGUGACGUACCAAGCUGGACUGAACCCUCCUGGGGGAUUCUGGCAAGGCGACGCCGCCGAUGGCAUUCACCAUUACCUGGCGGGCGACCCGAUCCUCCACAUCACGUACCCGCGGCGGUACCUGGUCUUCUUCUACUGCAACGCCACGGCCUUCGUGGCCUCCCUCGUCAUCCUCAUCCUGCUCCUCAGCAACAUAUUCAGCACCCACGGGAUCAAGUACUGCGCGCUGCAGGUCGCCAUGAUCCUCGACCUCUUCGGCCUCGUCGGCGCCUACGCCGCAGGGAGCUGCCGGCAGGCGUCCAAGUCCGUCUACGUCGCCGUCAUCGUCGUGCCCGUGUUCCUCUACGUCGGCAUCCAUGUCGUCGUCUUCAUGGUCAAGUCCUUCCCGGCUUGCGCGGCAUGGCGGGAAGACACGAGGGCGGCAAUGGAGCGACGCGCGCCAGAGUGGCUCAAGGAGGUGUUCGAGCGGCACCCCGAGGGGGACGAGGCCAUGGAACGGAAGCUCGAGAAGAGGCGCAAGCUUCUGCUGCUCCUCGCGAUCCUCGCGGCGAGUUUGACGUACCAGGCCGGCAUGAGCCCCCCAGGAGGCUUCUGGCAGGAGAACGAGUCCGGCCAUGUCGUCGGCAACCCGACGCUGAGCGACAACUACCGGCGCCGGUACCUGGCCUUCUUCUACUGCAACGCGACGGCCUUCGUGGCGUCGCUCGCCAUCAUCAUGCUGCUGGUGAACAGGAAUCUCUCGGCGAGAGGGAUCCGGUGCUACGCGCUGCGGGUGUGCGUCAUCCUCGACCUCUUCGGCCUCAUGGGCGCCUUCGCCGCCGGGAGCUGCCGCAAGGUGUCCACGUCAGUCUACGUCAUCGCGCUCAUCCUCGCGGUCCUUCUCUGCGUCGCACUGCAGGUCGCGUUCGCGCUGUCUGAGACGGCGCGAGGUCUCGUGAAGAAGCUCAUGUCGAUGAUCGGCGAGCUUGAGCUUGAAGACGAUGCCAAUGCCGGUUACGUUCUGCCGAGCACGGCAGGAGAAAAAGCGCCUCGUGGGCUCUGGGACGAUAAGCUCCCGAAGUACUUGCUGCUGCUGGCGGCGCUGGCUGCGGCCGUGACGUACCAGGCGGCGAUGAGCCCGCCAGGUGGCCUCUGGGGCGACGGCGGCCAUGGCGGCGGCCACGUGGCCGGCGACCCGGUGCUGGCGAGCGUCCACCCGCACCGGUACAAGGCCUUCUUCUACUGCAACGCCACGUCCUUCAUGGCGUCCCUGGUCGUCACCGUGCUGCUGCUGAUCAGGAAGGUAAGCGACACCCCGCCGGCGCUCCUGGCGCUGCACGCCGCCAUGAUCCUCGACCUGCUGGGCCUGAUGGGCGCCUACGCCGCCGGCAGCUGCAGGAGGCAGAAGACCUCUGCCUACAUCCUUGCGCUCGUCGUCGGGGUCUCCGCCUACAUCACCGUGCUCGUCUUCUUGUCCGUCGGCGUCGCCAGGUGGCUGAGAAGCGUCAUGGACAAGCUGGUGGAACGACUGACCUGGUGCUUCUUUCCGCACGAUCUCUAGAGGAGCCUGGGGUUCCAUGGGAUCCCAAUUCCCCAAAUGUGCUAGCAUUUUGAAUUUUUUUUUGUAGCAUACUGAUACUUGGUAGGAUUUCUGUUCUGUUCUCUCUGUAGUUUCUGAACUUUUCUUGGGAUCUCAAGUUUAGUUCUGACUGAACUUUUGAUGAGAUCUCAACAUGCAGUUUCUGAGCAUUUGAUGAUGGAGUGCCAAAUGCAGUUUGUGUUCCGAUGUUGUCAUGAUGCCAUAUUUUCCAAGUUUCAGUUUGGUCAAUUGAUAGUUAAAUUGACUCCGCA